Messenger RNA from Echinops telfairi (small Madagascar hedgehog), 847 nucleotides. It is a transcript of the gene SKA1, whose product is annotated as spindle and kinetochore associated complex subunit 1. Gene Ontology annotation, cellular component: spindle microtubule; outer kinetochore; mitotic spindle. The transcript has 7 exons. Gene Ontology annotation, biological process: regulation of microtubule polymerization or depolymerization; chromosome segregation; cell division. Bases 80 to 847 code for a protein of 255 amino acids. Gene Ontology annotation, molecular function: microtubule binding. The record is from RefSeq and is a predicted model, not a curated record. NCBI's taxonomy places the organism in Eukaryota, Metazoa, Chordata, Mammalia, Afrosoricida, Tenrecidae.
AAAUUUUCCCUCUGAGUUCCGUCUUGGGACUUCCGGUAGCCAGUGGACAUCAGUGCCCGGAUCAGCGCGAGCUUAAAGAAUGGACUCCUCCGAUCUGGAACAAUUAUGCACUUACAUUAACGAAAAGAUUGGCAAUAUUAAACACACGCUGUCAUUAAGAAAUUGUGGCCACAAACCUGCCUUAAAGACUAUCUUAAAUAAAAUUGGAGAUGAGAUCAUUGUCGUAAACGAAAUUUUGAAUAAAUUGGAAUCGGAAAUCGAAUAUCAAGAACAGACCAACAAUUCACUCAAGGAACUCUGUGAGUCUCUUGAAGAGGAUUACAGAGACGUGCAACAUCUCAAAGAAAACGUCCCUGCCCAUUUGCCUCAGGUCCCAGCGCCUCAGAGCUGUGACAAAGGGUCAGAGCUGAACCCGAAAGAAUCAGUCAAGGAUAUGGAACCGGCCCCUCUAAGCAAGCCCCCCAGAGGACAAAGAAACAUCAAGGAAAUUUCAUUUAUCACUUCUGACGAGUUCAACGGUAUUCCUGCGUACAUGAAGUCCCGCUUAACUUAUUGUCAAAUUAAUGAUGUUAUUAAAGAAAUCAACAAGGCAGUAGCUAGUAAAUAUCAGAUUGUUCAUCAGCCCAAGAAGUCCAUGAAUUCUGCGACCAGAAACCUCUACCACAGGUUUAUUGAAGAGGAAACCAAGGAUACCAAAGGUCAUUAUUUUAUCGUGGAAGCUGACAUCAAGGAGUUCACAGCUUUGAAAGUUGACAAGAGGUUUCACGUGAUGUUGAAUAUUUUACGGCACUGCAAGCGGCUCUCCGAGGUCCGAGGGGGAAGACUCACCCGUUACGUUAUAACCUGA